AUGAAUAAUAAUUCGAUUGUCGACCUUACCAUCUCUUCCCCGCCGUCGUCGGUGGGCCAAAGCUCAUCGAACAUGUAUGUUCAUCGGCCGAGGAAUGAGUUACCGUUCGAUGUCCCAGAGGGCCCUAGAUCUCUUAAACGACGUCGACUAGAUAAUUCUUCCGUCGCUGGGCCUUCAUCUCAUACACCGCAUCAGAAUCACCAGCCCAGAACCUCAGAGAAUGACCCAAAUAUCGAGUCGAUCGACCUCACAGAAGUGAACGACAAGUCAUCAUUGGCGAAAGCUCUCUUAAAACAACGUGAAGAUGCUGCGAAGUCAGAGCAUACAUCUGUCGAUGCGGGCAGCCGAUCAGCUCUGGCAGCGUAUAAAUGCCCUGUGUGUAUGGAUACUUGCACUGAUGCGACAUCUACCAUUUGUGGACAUCUUUUCUGCCAUAAAUGCAUUGUCGAUACGCUUCGAUUUGGCGAGGAAAGAGCGGCUCAUGAUGGACAUGGGAAAACACCUCGUGGCAGAUGUCCCGUCUGUCGGCAAGCACUCUCUCGAUUAGAUACCCCGGGGCCAAAAAGGAACCUUGUUCCCCUACAAUUAAGCCUUAUGACGAGGAAGCGAUCCUGA
Paracoccidioides brasiliensis Pb18 is the source of this 615-nucleotide messenger RNA. RefSeq lists its product as uncharacterized. Gene Ontology annotation, molecular function: metal ion binding. The record is from RefSeq and is a predicted model, not a curated record. The transcript has 2 exons. The coding region runs from base 1 to 615 and encodes 204 amino acids.